This is a messenger RNA of Mytilus californianus (California mussel), 1379 nucleotides long. RefSeq lists its product as uncharacterized. Gene Ontology annotation, biological process: proton transmembrane transport. The transcript has a single exon. The coding region runs from base 41 to 1375 and encodes 444 amino acids. Lineage: Eukaryota; Metazoa; Mollusca; Bivalvia; Mytilida; Mytilidae. The record is from RefSeq and is a predicted model, not a curated record. Gene Ontology annotation, molecular function: proton channel activity. Gene Ontology annotation, cellular component: membrane.
UGUCCUAUUAACAACUCUAGUUAUAGCGGUUCUUGAAGUGAUGUUGAUAUUACCAACCAACGGUUCUAGAUGGUUAAUGGUUGGAUUACUAGCUUUUGCCAUAUGUAUCUUGACCGCUUGUAGCUUUCUAGUUCACAUAAAAAACGAUUGGAAGGUUUUUCAUAGACGAAAAGUUACACACAGACUAAAAUUAGCGUUUCUGUGGCUCUUUUGCUUCGGAAAUAUAGUAUCACAGGCUAUGAAAUUAGCUCUCCAUAUCCAAUGUAAUGUACGUGAGUCCCUAUCACAGAAAGCAGUGUACUAUAUAAUCACUUGGCUUUUCGAUCUAGGACAAACCAUACUCAUUGUUUAUUUUUCACGAUUCAGAUUUGCAAAUAUUAAGUGUUUCUAUUAUAUACUGAUGUUUUUGUUUGUUGCAAAUAUUUCUUUGUGGACACGUAAAAAUGUAGACUUGUACUUUGAAGACAAAAAUGACAUUUUGAAUAACUCUGGACACCUAUGCAAUAACGCCACAACUCUGUACAAAGCAGAAAGGAUACUAAAACCAUUUCUUGAUCCAGUGUUGCUUGAAUAUUGUCUGUUAAGUUUGAUAUUCAUUUCGCAAAUGUGGCCAAAGCAGAAUGUGCCACUUGACACAAUGGGUUUAUUAGAUUCGACUUCCUUUUCUCAGGAAAAUGGAGAAAAUUACCCACUUUUAUCGGGACAUAUAACAGUUCGUAACAGGCAUACGCCAAUGAAUAGGAAGUCGAAGUGCAUAUUCGGACUUGGUAUAUUGUUUUGUUUAUCCUUCAUCAUGAUCCAGUGCAUUUUAAUGUACAUACCAAAGUAUAACCAAGCUGGUGGUCCGAAUGCAUACUAUCUUUUCGGAAACAUUUUGCGAAUACCACUCAUAAUCAAGUGUUAUCAUGCAUUAGCUGGAGAACUACAACCAAAGGAAAGGCCUCGGAAAAUAAUCAACAUUCAACAUUUUAUAUUCCUUUCAACAUCUCUUGCUACUUGUGGUUACUACAUUCUGGAAAGUCUCGGCAGUCGUUAUCGUACACAAUUUCACGACAUCAGAAUCCAUCUUAAUACAGUUGUUAGAGUUACCUUCACGAUUUUACAGACAACUUUUAUUCUACAGAUGAAGCAAUACCGAAAGUUUAGCAGUUCCAAUUCUGUUUUAUCAAUCCGAAACAUCUUUCUUGUGAUGUGUUUUGUAAAUUUCAACACUUGGUUUUCGUAUACAUUUAUUUCUGUACCUUACGAUGGUUUCAUCAAUCAACCGUUUUUUGACAGUAAUAUUUGGCUGAAAUUUAAGCAUUUCUGGGUUCCGUUUGUUAUUUUCUAUCAUUUUGAAUGCUUUAUAAUGUUUUAUCAUUUCUAUAAAGAAUGAGAUU